Messenger RNA from Racocetra persica, 455 nucleotides. The record is from the annotation of a GenBank genome assembly. NCBI's taxonomy places the organism in Eukaryota, Fungi, Glomeromycota, Glomeromycetes, Diversisporales, Gigasporaceae.
AUCCAAAAACUCAACUUGUAAACGCUGACAAUAAUCAAAAUGCUUAUGACAUUUACUGUCCACAACCUUCUUGCAAUUGUCUUCUUUUGAGAACAAGUUUUGGAAAGUUUGUUGAGAAACCUAAAGAUAAAACGGUACUGCUUCCUAGCACAGAAAAGCUAGAUCAAAAUGGUACUACUAUUAGCAAAGAAAAUAUAACUUUGAAUAGUACAAAUGGUGAAUCAACCUCACAAUCGAUUGUAGAGUACUGGCAAUUAACAGAUAUGAUGGCAUUUGAAAAUAUUGGGUUUUCAAAAACUGUCGAGGAAAGUGGAUUAAAAUAUUUAUGUUGUGCAGAUUGUAAUAUUGGUCCAAUUGGUUAUCAUGAUACAAACGCUCAAGAAAAAGAAUUUUUGCUCGUUGUUAAUAGAGUUAGUUAUGAUGUUGGUUCUCUAAUUUCUGAAGAAAUUGUUUAG